Cladophialophora bantiana CBS 173.52 is the source of this 744-nucleotide messenger RNA. RefSeq lists its product as uncharacterized. The transcript has a single exon. Lineage: Eukaryota; Fungi; Ascomycota; Eurotiomycetes; Chaetothyriales; Herpotrichiellaceae. Bases 1 to 744 code for a protein of 247 amino acids. The record is from RefSeq and is a predicted model, not a curated record.
AUGGCUAAUAUCGACGAAUGCGCCGGUCCAAGAAUCAGCGGGAACAUUUCCAUCGAUCUAAGCUCAGUCCCGCGCUUCCGCUACCAUGAAAACGACAAGAGAGCAAAGAACUUCAGUUGCAGUACAGCAGUUCUUAAUGCACAGCGGCGCUCAGAGUGGUCGUUAAUGGCUUGUCCCGUAACUCAAACAGCCGGCAUUGUUUCAGCCACGGAUAACAUCGGUGAGGUCCUUGAUCCAAACAGCGGUACACGGUAUGGAAUGAACACUUACAUGCUGUAUGGUGUGGGUCAACACGACAGGCACUUGGGUCGCUGGCUCAAUUACUGUAAGCGACAGAUGAUCUUCGAAGAUGAUGACCGCGGACCGAUUGUCUCGAAUCUCAGGUUGGCAUCUGAAGCAGACUACAUUAGCAGGCGCGAAUGGCUUAACAUUCCCACGAACGACCCACUAGUGACCUUCUCGCUUUCUCUCUGCUACAGCGCUUUCAACGAGACCGUAAUAUCAGCGCUAGCAGUUGGCGCAAUCGCACAGAGCCAAGCAUCGAAUGGGACUAUGACAAUCGCACAUUUAGUACAGAAGGAAUUCGUCUCCAAAUGGGGACUGUUGGGCUCAACAAGACUGGUCCGUCGUCCAAGGUCAAUGAUACACUCGCAGAGCGAGGGAUUCUCAGCCUCGCACGACCAGAGCCGGAUUCUUCAAGCUCAAGCGCAAGGCGUGACGUCUGGGUCUCUAGUGCCAAUAUGA